Molecule: messenger RNA, 2984 nt
Organism: Antechinus flavipes (yellow-footed antechinus)
Lineage: Eukaryota; Metazoa; Chordata; Mammalia; Dasyuromorphia; Dasyuridae
Gene: C4H6orf47
Product: chromosome 4 C6orf47 homolog
Exons: 1
Coding region: 1511-2377 (288 amino acids)
Source: RefSeq, a predicted model, not a curated record
AAUACAUAAUACCGGAGGGGGGGGAGGGAGCAAAAUAGUUAUCAAUAUAUUGAAAAAAAAAAUACAAGGACUCUCCAGGGACCCAAGAACCUUUGUUCUAAAUGAACCUACCCCAGGUUGGCUGGAUUCAUUUUGACUCUCUCUUUUUGGGAGUUCUUUGGGUACUUCUUAUCACAGCUGAGUGGUUGUUAGGACAGAGCCUCAGAGAACACGUCAGGUAAUGGCUGGGGCGGGCGCGGGGCAAGUAGAGGGUGGUGGUAGGAGAGGGGUGGAAGGUGGAUGAGAAGGAAGGCUAUGGUAAUAGGAGAUUAAGGUGGGGAGUUUAGAGUUGGAGAGGGGCGGGAAGCAGAAUAGAGAACUGCAUGCACUGGUGCAAAGAAAUACAGACACACGAACCCAGAGAUACUGCAGAGAUGAUAGUAGAGAGGAAGAUACAAAUGAGCCAGAUUGGUUAGUGCAGAAAGGUAGGCUAGGGGACCGGGAGAGUUAGAAUGGCGUUGAAAGAGAAUGCACGUUGGGGCCCGCGGUGAUGUCUGUCUUGUAUGCUCUGGCCACGCCCCUCCUUUGAGGAUACGCCCCUCACUCUCCCCUCACCCUCCCGGUCACAGCUGCUUCCGGAAUCUGCUGUUAGGCUCCGGCCUCCGGUAGCUGGCCAAACCCCCUGUCCGGGGACCCCAAAGAGCACUCUGCGCCCGAGGUCUGGUGGCUUGAAAAGCUCCCUUUGCCCCCUUUUCCGGGAGGAGUUUCGUUUGCUGUCAGCGGACCCUCGGACACACAACAGAUCUUCUCCUGACCUUGGCCGAAGUUCCGACUCCACUGCUGAACCAAGGAUUGGCCUGGACGGAUUCUGGGGUUUUAAGACCUCCCAAAUCCAUAGCUUGCAGGGGAAACGAAUCCAGAGAAGAGUUUUUCAGAAGGGUGGAUCACACCACUCUUUUCCUAUUUUUAGACUUCCCCUCCAGCAGAGAAAGAAAUUACAGGGGAUACAGCUCUCCUAUUCUAGAUACAGAGGAACCUGUGGAUCUUGGAACACUUUCAAAGGGGCCUCAUCUCCUGGGAGCACCAUCGCCCAUUUUCCAGUGCAUAUUGGACAGUGGCAUUGGUGAGUUGAAACCUGGGGUGCCACUUUAUAGGGUCCAGAAUGCUAAACACAGCAGGAAGACUUUUGUGAGAGUGCAAGGCUUUGCUUUACCCAAGGCAUUUUUGAAAUCUUUGCGGGUUGGUAAUGAAUUUGGAGGUCUAUAGCUUCCCCAGUAUCAACCCUGGAAUCUCUCGUCACAUUCUUGGGAGUAGAAAGUACCCCCUCAGACUCUAAGAGGGAAUUAAACUCAAUCGAAAGUUGGGGAGUCUUUGCACAACUACCAGGGACACCAAACAGGAACCCUUCCCUGGAGCUGGAACAAAACCUGGCAUCUGGGAAGCCUCUUCCAACCUCCCAUCUGAGGGCUAGAGGAACACCUGGAAAUUUCAGAAGUCUGGGGGGGCAUUCUCCUUACUCAUUACUCAAACUAUGUUUCUUCGACGUCUGGGUGGUUGGCUGCCCAGUUCCCUGGGCCACCGAAAAGAACCCCUGCCUGAGCCUGACCCUGUGAAAAACAGCUCUCCUGAGAAGUCAGGGAGUGACUGGGACAGUGCUCCUGACACUGUGGGAGAUCCAGGUCAACCUAAGGCUGGGGAUGCCAGGAGACAAAUGAAAAGAGGGAAUCCCCCUGAAUGGAGCAAGGGCUAUCCCAACUAUGGAGAUCCUGAGAGACUGGGGGACAGAAGAAACUCCCCCAACCUGAGCAUUGAUGUGCCCCAUUGUGAGGAAUCCAAGUCAUUGGAAGCUAGGAGAAUGAUCUCUGUAAAUUCUGAAGACUCAAAGGGAGAAGUAGCUCUUAAAUGUGGAACAAACGCCUCUAAUUCUGAGACUCCUAUGGAGAAAAUAAGACAUGACCAUGGGCUGCUGGGCUGGCUUCAGGGGGAAACAAAUAGAGGGUUGGGGGCCCACCCACAGUACUUGGGGGGUUCUGAGGAAUGGCUUCAGAUCUCCACCAAUCUGACCCUGCACUUGCUGGAAUUGCUGGCUUCAGCCUUGCUGGGGCUAUGUUCCAAGCCCUUGCGCUUGGUUCUAGAUGCCUUAGGUCUUCGGGGGCCUUUGGGGCUUUGGCUGCAUGGACUUCUCUCCUUCCUUGUUACUCUCCAUGGACUUCAUAUGGCCCUUACUCUGCUCACUGCACACCCCUUCCACUUUGCCUGCCUGUUUGGCCUUCUGCAGGCCCUGGUACUGGUUGUCAGUCUCCGAGAGGGCACCCAGGUGCCUGAGGAGGAAAAGAAAUACAAAUGGGAGCGGGGGGAAGGAAGAGAUAGGGAGAAGGAAGAAGAGAUUAAAGGAUAAGAGGGACUGUGACCAUGAUUAUGGGGUGCUGCCUUAGGGUUGAAGAACACAGGGACUUCAGGUAAAAGUCUCCAAGGUGGUACCAUAGAGACCCUCUCCACCCUGCAACAGGUUAGGGGUGUUAUCCUCUAAUUCAUCAGUUAUUGUCACUUUUUUUCUUUAGUGUUAUUCUCUAUACCCCAAUGGAAAAAAAAAAGUAUCACACCCCCUUCUCACCCCACUUAUAAUGGAGAGUAAGGACAACAGUAACAGGACAGUGCUCUGAGUCCAAGAAAAGGGCAAAACAGAGGGUGGGAGGAGUGGGGAGAUCUAAUGGAUACUAGGAUUUUAGCCAUAAAUGCAUAAAGGGGAAGGGUAUCAGCAAAAAAAAAAAAAAAACAAAACAAAACCUGAUGGAUCACAGAAGCAUAGGUUGAGGAGAGAAGAUGUGCUUGAAACUAGAGAUCCAAUUAAAAUUAAAGGAGAAGCACAAUGCUUCAGGAAACUCAGCAAAAAAGCCUUAAGAUGCCACAACAAAGAUCUCUGGAAACACCCUUGACCACCUUGGAUUUUUCAUUGUUGCACUGCACUGAUCUCCUAAAUAUACCACUACUGAAAGGGAAGUUAA